AUGAACGGUGCGCGGUCGGAUUGCCCGGAGUUGGAUUGCGAGAAAGAGGGCCCUGGAUGUUUCCCGGUUCGAGGCGACGAUGAAGAAUGUUCAAAAUGCUCCUGCGAUGGGAAGCCAGCGGGCCCCAGCGUGUUCGAUCGAGUCGGGCGUGCCGUGGCUCCUGCGAAACCCCACGCGACAGCCAAGGACGAUCCUGACUCUCGUAACAAAGAAUGUCCAGCUUGCCCCGAAGGUUGCAUCACCAGCAUGUUCCAGGGAAAAUGUACCGGAUGCCUUUCGCCCGAAGACGCCGACGUGAAGUGCGAGUAGCUGUCAAAGUUUAUCUGGAAGAGCGUCGCAGUUGGCUCAGAUUACCCAUGAGCCCAGAAGUGGUGCACUCCUAAGGGCUUUCAUCUACGAGAGCGACAAGCACCGAUGUUUGUCUUAUGUCACCGACAACCUGAGAAACGCAGGGUUGUGGCGAGUCCCUGUCAUCUUAUGAUCGCUCCUCAGCCAAUAAGAUCGCCGCAUCAGCCGAUAAGAACACCGAACAGCCAAUCACCAAGUCAGAGACGUGAUCUUAACGGGACACACCUUGCGUUUGUUUAGCUGUAACGGGGCAUAGUAAAAAAAAAGAUCAAAGUUGCUUCUUUUGUCAUUCCCAUUAAUCUUUCGCUGUGCUGGAUGUCCACGGACAAGUUAUUUUAGCGGUAAUUUUGUGAAUUUGAAAUGUAAAGCCUUUUGCUAACAAUGUAUAUUUUGCGAGUAGUGUUUGGGCUUUUGGUGUUCGAGUGGGGUGAUGCCCGAUCAGUGGGUAUUAUGAAUAUGCAAAUAAAAUUCGGCAAUUAUUACCGCAUACUAAACGACAUAAGCACCGAUUUGGAAAGGUAAGAAAAGAAAAACCGCCGAUGAAGUGAGCAGCAAAAUACUCAUAUUAUGCUGCGUUUCAAAGCAUAGCCUCUGAUCUAUAUAGUGAUCCAUGUAAGGAUAAUUCGACCUUUUGGUGACGUAAAAUCAUUCAUGAUAAUAACAUUCCCUGGCCUUCCUCGGGUCUUUUGAAAGUUUAUUACGAAAACAUUUGUCAGUUUGAAGGUAACUGGAAUGUCUAGUCUCCACAAACGUUUUUG
Ixodes scapularis (black-legged tick) is the source of this 1106-nucleotide messenger RNA. RefSeq lists its product as uncharacterized. NCBI's taxonomy places the organism in Eukaryota, Metazoa, Arthropoda, Arachnida, Ixodida, Ixodidae. The transcript is spliced from 2 exons. Bases 1 to 309 code for a protein of 102 amino acids. The record is from RefSeq and is a predicted model, not a curated record.